Lagopus leucura (white-tailed ptarmigan) is the source of this 4704-nucleotide messenger RNA. It is a transcript of the gene MEIKIN, whose product is annotated as meiotic kinetochore factor. Gene Ontology annotation, biological process: male meiosis chromosome segregation; homologous chromosome segregation; female meiosis chromosome segregation. The transcript has 12 exons. The record is from RefSeq and is a predicted model, not a curated record. NCBI's taxonomy places the organism in Eukaryota, Metazoa, Chordata, Aves, Galliformes, Phasianidae. Bases 1 to 1218 code for a protein of 405 amino acids. Gene Ontology annotation, cellular component: kinetochore.
AUGGAGCGGCCCUACUGGAGGAGCUCGGCUUGGGGGGGGAAGGCCCCGCGGAAGAAGCGGCGUUCGUCCCCGCUGCCCGGCGAGCUGCCCGCCUCGGGGCGCUCGGGGGCGGCGCAGUGCCGGCGGCGGCUGUUCGGCAGCGUGCGGCGCGGGGAGCCGCAGCCCGGCUGUGCAAAGGGAAAAUGCACUGUGAAAACAUUACCAAAAAUCAAGGAGAAUCUUGAAGUCACCCAAGGGAGCCCCUCCUCCAACCAAAGUUAUAGCACUCAAGUGAAUGUGAAAGAAAUGCUGUUCUUGGGAAAGAAUGAAGAGGAUGUGGAAGGCAGCACGGUACUGCUGAAGGAAUCUCCAGUAAUCAGCUUUGAAAGUAAAGAGAGCCUGAAAAGCACUGAUGUUACUUCAGGCACGGGGAUGACUCUUCCUACAGGUGUUUCAGACUUUCUCCUCGAAUGUUUAGAUGCAGAUUCUUCUGCAGAUCGUGACACAGUUGCUACUGACACCACAGAAAGUUUCCCAUCCCCUGAAACGUUAAGAGAUGAGGAAUGUUCAGGGGCAAGUAAUCCUGACUUCGAGGACUUUGUGAAAUGCAAGAACUCCACUCUUCUGGACUGCAGCAGAGCAGUGGCCAUAGAUAAGAUACUGCAGAUCUCAAAUCUUUCACCAAUAUUAGAACCUGUAUUGGAAGAUUGUAAAGACCAGUGCAUAAAAAGAAAGAGACCCAAAUGCAAUUACAGUUCUUCAGAACUGAGUGUUUCAACUACUCUGGCAGGGAAAAAAAUCUGUAAAAUUACCACUGCAAGAGAGAGAACUCCAGCCCUAAAAAGUGGCACGUGCUGUUCUUCACCAGUAGGAGCGGAAAGAAAGCCUGACAAUCAGACUGCUGAACCCCAAAGGCUGAAGAGCAUCAGAAAAGAAGAGCUGUCUGAUCUGUUAGAAGGUAAUGCAUCGCCUUGUGGUCGGCUCGAAUCUGCCCCAGCAGAAGCUUCAGCCAAAUCAGUGAAGGUGACAACAGAAGUUCUGCCCUCUGGACAGACAGAUGAUGCAGUGACUUGGUGUUACAGGAAAGAAAUCUGCUCCAUUGUCAGGACUUCGCCAGCUCGUAGACCUUGCAGGCAUCGCCGACUUCCAGUUAACACAAAAGCCUUCUGCCUUCCUGAAGGAGUGCCUGAAGAUGUUAUUACAAGUUCUAAAACUUGGAUCUGCUGUAAGCACAGAUGAGGAUUCUGAUUUUUCAGCAGGAGUCAACGGAAGUGAAGUUUGCUGUAGCAGGGAGAUGAAACAGAAGUAUUAAUGAGUGAUUAAUGGCCAUAUUUUUUUUUGGCUUCUACAUUGUUUGAACUUAAUAUAAUGUUUGACAGAAAGCCUGUAAAUCCUUUACUUGGAUAUUUUGCUAUUAAAUUACUUGUACAAGCAACUAGACCUCAUUCUGGGCAUUGUUCUUUAGGAGCUCCAUAAAGAUGGUGCUCAGUUCAUUUAGAUUUUUUAAAAGCAUGACUUGAAGACGGCGCGUUGCAUCGCUUUAGUUUUGCUUCUUGCUAUGCCAAAACUUCUGUUUGGUUGUUUGUUUGUUUUUUUUUUUUUAGUGGUAUUGGCCUUUACAGCUGUGGCCUCUACUUGAGUAGAGAACACCCAGCAUUGGGGUGUUUGUGUUAGUGGCUUCUUACAACCCCUUGCCUCCUAGGCUGUCCAUCCUCAGGAGAAUGUGCAUCUCUUGUGAUGCAGCUUUUCAUGCAAAGUGAAGCCAAAAAGCACAGUGUUUACAACCCAGACCUGUGCUUUAUAUAAAGUAUCAGUUGACCUAAUGCUUUAUUUUCCAGUACAAGUUUUAGAUACUGAUGUGUUUCCACAGUGGCGUUGUAUCUAUGGAGUUUUAUUUGUGUGAUAGGUGAAGUGAUCCUUCCAUCUCUGUGCUGUUAUACACUAUAAUGUUUGGGCAGAGAAGCAGACCUCAUGGCCUGUGGGUAAAGGCUUGCAAGGUCUGACGGUGGGAGAUGAGAGGUCCUUUGUGACUUUUAAUGGCUUCAGAUUUGUGGAGAGAAGUAAGUGCCUUGCAUGAAUAGAGAGGUGGAAAAAAGCUUGUCUAGAUGUUUGGAGUGCUGGAUGUUGAUGUUGGUAUGGAUUUUGCAGUUGGCUGCUCGUUCUGCGUGGUACAUAGGUUGGAUUCCCAGUGGUGCUGUGGAAUCCAGUCCAGUUUGUGGAUCGUUGAUCCAUAGAUGUCAUUCUUCAGUGUGCUGAAUGCUUCAGAGAACACUGACCAGAGCGUGGCUUUUCUCUGCUCGUAGUUACUGCAUGCUGAAUUAGUUUGGGUCUCCACAAAGUCCUCACUAACACCAAUCCUUACCCAGGCUCUGUGGUAGAAUUAAGGAAGUUUCUCCAUGUUUCAAAAUAACAGUCUGGCUUUCCAAACAUCUUGAAAGGUGAGGUUGUUUCUCAGUACUAUCAGCCAAAUUUGCCAUGCCCUGGAAGCUAUUUGUGUUUCCAAAAAGCACGUCAAGAAGACAUAAAAUUCACGACUUUAAUUAGUUUGAUUACAUCUGAGCAGACCUGGGGAAGUUCAGACCCUGGGCCUUUUCCCAUUGCUCUGGGUUAGAAGGAAGUGCAGGUAGGCACACUUGGAUUCAGUCUCUAAACAAAUGUCGUCUAAGCAUAUCAUAUGGCUCAAGGUUAACAGUCAUGGCAUUAAAUUAUUUUUCCUUUAAGCAUUAGUAGAGAGUGUUCUCCCAGUAUCUUGUUGGAGUGCUUCCAGGAAUGCUUCUAAUUACCAGGAUCCUUGUUCUUACAAAGCUGCUGGUAACGAAGUGUGCAAGAAUCUGGAGCCCCUAGGAGAGAAUGGUUAGCACCUCGAUGUAGCUUUAAGCAAAACUGGGGUAUGCAGUAAGUUAGUAUUAAGAUGAUUGAUUAUCCUCUGCUUGAACCAGAGUAAAAGAUGUUGUUAUAAGAGUAUACUAGCAAGGUCCUAAAAAAAAAAAAACACAAACACAACACUUUGCACCCAAAGCAUUUUUAUUUUCUAAUCAUAAAUAGACCAAUACUGACAAAGUAAUUGGAGAGUACAAGAUCGAAGCAGUUAUACUUGCUUAUAACGGUGGGGUUGGCUGGAGCAGCCUGAAAACUGCAAUGUUUUACUCUGUUUUUUCCUUUUUCUUUUCUCUCAGUGUGAUGAGGCUGUCCAGGACAGAAAUAUCACAAACUUUCUUGUCCUUCCCCUCAGUUACAAAAGUGCUGCUCCUUUUUUUCAUCUUUUGAGAUGAGAGAAAGUGUAAUUGAUUACCAGGCUAGCCCUCAGCCCUAGGGAAGGAAAUCUUACUCGUUUUGAGGCCGCAACAAUAUCCACUCUUGUUCUGCUUUUCUGAAAGGACAGGCACUUUCCCAUGCUUUGGUUUCGAACUGAAGAAUGGCUGUAUAAAAUUUCUCUCAAAGUGGAAACUGGUUCUUCCAUGUUAGUGGAUAAAGGUUAUAGGUCACAGGCAGUUAAUGGGAUAGUACAGAAGAGCUUAUUUGUGCAGUGAUUGAGAAGUCCUCACAGUAUCGAUGGGGCUGCUUUGUCACAAGCCUAGACGUGGUGAAGUCCCAAUGGCUUGAAAGGAAUGACAGUGAGUCAAUCUGCACGAGAACUUUCUAUCCAUGAAAUGUGCUCUGAGGAUGCAUGUUUAGUAAAGCAUUCAGGGACAAAUGUAUGAGGGUUUUCAUUAAUAGUUUGCAGUUUUUGAAAAUGAAUGGUUCUUCUAGGAGGCUGAAAGUGCUUGGAGAUGAUGAAAGAUGUUUUUUCCCCCACUGGAAUGCUACAGGGGUAUGUGAACCAGCUGCUGGAGUGUAAAGCCCUUGUAUGCAAAUGGUUCUGUUUGUAAGUUCUCUAAAUCCUAAUCUCUAAACACAGAAAGGACAGGAUGAGAGUCCAAGGCAAUGCAUACUAAAUGGGCAGGUAAGUUGGAAGUCAUGUUUUUCAUGCAGGUGUGAGGAUUUGCCUGUGGGGAGGUUUUUCAGGAAAAUGGAUGAUGAAACGUAUUUCGUUCUUGUUCUCUUCCUAUCUAUCCUCCUCUCUGCUCUCUUGAUUAAGGUGUGUUAACAAAGCUUGCCAGAAUCCCUUGCUGUUAACUUUGAAGCUUUGGAACAGACUCACUUUGAAAGGGGCUCUGGCAGCUUGGAUUUGAAUACACUUGAUGUUGGUUCAGUCUUCAGUUCUGUAAAUUGUGAAACUGUUGAAAGCUCAGCUGUAUUUCCUGGUCAAAUUCUAUUGUUUUGUAGUAUUCUGCACUCGAAGAUCUUAUUUGAAACUGCAUUUGUGUGCCCAGUUUGAAGGCUUUCACAUAGUGAAGGGAUAUAGAGAUCUCUUGCCUGUGAGCCUGCAGCAUGCAGGUGUGUCCUCCAUCCAGAACAAGGGAAAGAUGUGUCUGAAUGUUGGUUCCUGCUUUCUGUUACCAGCAUCAACUUCUAGUGGAUGAAAACCAGAGGUCCUGUAGACAGUUGUGUAUGUUACGCACAAAAUGAUCCUUGUUUAAAAGUAUUUCUAAUGUAGCGUUGUGUCACAUGCUGACUUAGUUUAAUUCCGUUUUCCAGAGAAAGCAGAUGAGUCACUUCUAUUUAAUCAGUUAAUUAUUUUCACUUUCUGCUAGUCUUAUAUCCUCACAGCGAGACAGGGAAGGAGGCUGGUAACCGUAACCAUUGGUUUAAAUCUGAACUAAUAAAUACUGCAAAAACCGCUCA